This is a messenger RNA of Triticum aestivum (bread wheat), 2346 nucleotides long. RefSeq names its product cysteine-rich receptor-like protein kinase 10. Gene Ontology annotation, cellular component: plasma membrane. The transcript has 7 exons. Gene Ontology annotation, biological process: protein phosphorylation. Gene Ontology annotation, molecular function: protein serine/threonine kinase activity; ATP binding. NCBI's taxonomy places the organism in Eukaryota, Viridiplantae, Streptophyta, Magnoliopsida, Poales, Poaceae. The coding region runs from base 191 to 2251 and encodes 686 amino acids. The record is from RefSeq and is a predicted model, not a curated record.
UGCGGCUGUAGCAGCGGCCAAUUCCGGCGUCUCUCAGUAGUUUCAGGUGAUGCGCCACCUUUAUCUGCAUAGCUAGCAUCUUUACUUUACCUGUGGUGUGAAAAGGCAAAGUAAAUCCUGUCUUUACUUUCUUGAGUAGUGUACUUUCUUUCAACGAACCUUGUAUCGUGGUUCCACUUUAGUGGAAAGCAUGGCGGGCGUGCUGCUGCUGCUGCUGCUGCUCCACCUCAUACCGGGGUUGGCAACGGCGAUCGGGUCCAUCUGUGGCGGCGGCCGCAACUACAAAGCCGACAGCACCUACCAGUCCAACCUCGCCGUGCUGGCCGCCACCCUGCCCAGCAACGCCUCCUCCUCCCCACAGCUCUUCAUCACCGCCAACGCCACCGCCUCCUCUUCCCCGCAGCUCUUCGCCAGCGCCAGCGCCAGCAUGUACAUGCUGGCGCUCUGCCGCCGCGACACCACCAACCUCACCGCAUGCACAGAGUGCCUCAACUCCGCGUUAAAUUACGCGCUGAAAAUGUGCCCGAACAGCAGGACCGCAACAGUCUACUUCGACUACGACGAGGUAAACGCGCUUCGACCAGGCUGCCUCCUUGGAUUCUCCGACGACGGCAGCUUCCUCAGCCCGGCGUCCGGCACUACCGGGAACGGUACCUUAUUCCAGUAUUUUAGCACGGCGAACAUCCGCGGCAACGACGGUGUCGUCGCUGAUGCCGUCAGGGAGCUCCUGAGGCAGACGGCACAGGACGCGGCCACCACGGCGAGGAGGUUCGCCACAGCGUUCAUGGACUCCAUUGGCCGCGGCACCACGACAACGCUCUACUCCCUGGCGCAGUGCACGCCGGACCUGUCCACUGGCUACUGCCUGGCGUGCCUCGAGCAGCUCCUGGGCACCGUCACCACCACCAACUCCUUGCGCCUAGGAGGACGGAUCUUCCUGCUCCGCUGCAACGUCAGGUUCGAGGCGUUCAUGUUCUUCGACGACAAAAACAUACGGCGGAUUCCAUCUCCAUCAUUCCUCGCUCAGGCACCGGCGGCGCCUACGGCUACAGCAGGCAAGAGACAUGAAGUCAAACCUUGGGUAAUUGCCUUAUCGGUGGCAGCUCCAGUAGCGCUAGCUGCUCUCUGCUUCAUCCUUUACCAUGGUUGGCAUCUUAGAACAAAGGGCACAAAAGAUAAAGGGACGACGUUGCAAGGAAAGACUACUCACGAGUUUCAAGAAAGAGAUGAACUAGUUUGGGAAAUGGAAACAGAGUUGGCUGAGUUUGCAGUAUUUGACUUUCAUCAGAUAUUAGAGGCUACAGUUAACUUUUCCGAGGAAAACAAGCUUGGCCAAGGUGGAUUUGGCCCUGUUUAUAAGGGCCAUUUACCUGACGGAAAUGAGAUAGCAGUGAAGAGACUUGAUUCACAUUCACAACAAGGUUUCAUUGAGUUCAAAAAUGAAGUUGAGCUCAUAGCGAAACUUCAACACAGAAAUUUGGUUAGGCUCAUGGGAUGUUGCUCUCAAGGAGAGGAGAAAAUACUGGUCUACGAAUACUUGUCAAAUAAAAGCUUGGACUUCUUCAUCUUUGAUGAAAAUAGAAAAGCACUACUGGACUGGGACAUACGUCUUGCAAUAAUUGUGGGGAUAGCAGAAGGACUUCUUUACCUUCAUAAGCACUCUAGGUUGCAUGUUAUACAUCGAGAUCUUAAACCAAGCAACAUUCUCUUGGAUAGCGAAAUGAAUGCAAAAAUUUCAGAUUUUGGACUAGCAAAAAUAUUCAGUUCAAAUAACACCGAAGCAAAUGCUACAAGGAAAGUAGUUGGUACACUUGGCUACAUGGCACCCGAGUAUGCUUUCCACGGUCUCUUCUCUAUCAAAUCAGAUGUCUUCAGCUUCGGUGUUUUGACUCUUGAGAUCCUUAGCGGGAAAAGGAAUUCUCAUGAAUGUGGAAAUUUCAUCAACCUCCUUGGACAUGCUUGGCAAUUAUUUGAAGAGGAAAGCUGGGUCGAUCUCAUUGAUACGGCAUUGCUUCCCAACGGUCAUUCGGAAGAAAUGAUGAGGUGCAUUAACAUUGCAUUGUUAUGUGUACAAGAGAGUGCAAUUGAUCGACCAACCAUGUUGGAUGUUGUCGCAAUGCUAAGCAGCAAGACCAUGAUCGUAGAUAAGCCUAAGCACCCGGCAUAUUUCACGGGGGACAAAGAAGCACCCACUACAAAUCAGUCGUGUAGUGUUAAUGAUAUAACUAUAUCUACACUAACCCCUAGAUAGUUUUCUUUUGUAUCAGCGUUGUAUGAGCUUAGAUGGUGUGUAGUGCAUAGGCUUGAAGUAUUAUAUGAAGUACAUGACCUUCUCGAUAUUAUAGA